This is a messenger RNA of Paramuricea clavata, 4756 nucleotides long. NCBI's taxonomy places the organism in Eukaryota, Metazoa, Cnidaria, Anthozoa, Malacalcyonacea, Plexauridae. The record is from the annotation of a GenBank genome assembly.
AUGUUGAGGUUGCGAAUUACAGAAAACCAUCAGCGCAUUCGCAAGUUUGAGAGGGACCUUAUGCCACUUGAGAAUACAAUCAGGAAUACGCGUGGAGAGCGAUUAUGGCGUAGACUUCAAAGAGAACUCGUUGGCUAUUUGGGAGAUCUGAAGGCAACAACAAUCGAGAAGCAUCAAACUAAACUUAAAAAUUGGCAGAAGGUAAAAAGCAACGAAGCGAGAUAUGUAAAUCGGGAAUCGAAAUGGCUUGUAAACCUUUCUACUAAGUCAUUCACUACAGAUGAGGUUUCUCUUCUGUGUAAGGAUUUGAAGUUUGCCCCAACACCUAGAAAAAUACCCACUAUGGAUAUGAUAGCUGAAAUUGAAAAUGCUAUUUGGAAUUUGGAUGAUCUAAGCAAAGCGGAAAUAAGAAUGGAAACGAGCAACAGUCUGAAAAGAGCGAGGCUUCCGAAGGAUAAUAUGUCUAAGGUAGAACGACAAACUUUAAAGGGUUUGCAAGCAGAUGAGAGUAUUAUCAUUCUGAAGGCUGAUAAAGGCAAUAGAACUGUAGUAAUGGACCGGACGGAGUAUGACGAGAAGAUAUUGAACAUGCUAAAUGACCAACAGACGUACAAGAAGCUCGAGAAGGACCCAAGGAAUGUAUGUGAAAAAGAGAUGAAAAAGCUUCUCUCAUCAAAAGCGGAGAGAAUGGAUGAUAAAUUACUUAAGAAGUUGAAGACAACUGACGGCCCAACACCGAGGAUAUACGGGUUGCCUAAGAUCCAUAAGAAUAAUAACCCUUUGAGACCGAUAGUCAGUUUUUCCGGAUCCACGACAUACCAAUUAUCUAAGUAUUUAUCGCUGAUUCUUUCACCCUUGGUUGGUAAGACUGAAUAUCAUAUCCGCAAUACGUACGAGUGGGUAAAUAAAGCUAAACAAUGGAAAUUGAACAAUGAUGAGGAGCUUAUUUCAUUUGAUGUUAUAUCUCUAUUUACCUCGAUUCCUACCGACCUUGCGUUAGAUGUUGCUUUGAAUAGAUUGGAGAACGACCCUACUCUAAGGGAAAGGACAUCGCUUAUGCCUCAAGAUAUUAUUGAACUAUUGGCUUUUUGUUUGAAUUCGACGGAGUUUCAAUUCCGGGGAAAUUUUUACAAACAAAUUCACGGAAUUGCGAUGGGUUCGCCAGUGUCAGUCGUGGUGGCAAAUCUAGUAAUGGAACACCUGGAGACUAAAGCAUUAGAUACCUUCCCACAACGUCCAAGGAUGUAUUAUAGGUUUGUUGAUGAUACACUUUCGGCGGUAAAGAAGUCUAGUAUUAAUGAUUUCCAUAAACACUUAAACUCGCAAAAUCCUCAUAUACAGUUUACCAUCGAACAUUAUGAGGACAGGGGUAUACCAUUUCUGGAUACGUUAAAUGUUGUUGAGUCAGAUGGGUCCAUUAAGACGUCGGUUUAUAGAAAGGCAACACAUUCGGACCGAUACCUGAACUUCUCGUCACAUCAUCCUCUCCAACAUAAAACGUCCGUUGCCAAGUCGUUGUACUACAGAGCAGACAAAGUUAGUUCAGAUGAAGCGAGUCGAAGAAAAGAGGAGAAACAUGUUUUUGAAUCUUUACAGAAUAAUGGUUAUCCCAAAGAUUUUUUAUUGAAGGUCAGGAGAAAGAUGAAACAGAAAGAAGCUGAUAUGGAUAAUAAUGAGGCAGUAGAAACGGAAAUGGCGAGAGGUAUGGCAGUACUUCCUUUUGUUCAAGGAACUACAGAGAAAAUAAAGAGAGUAUUAGAGAGACAUAAUAUUAAUGUUGCAAUAAGACCGGUUUCAACGCUUAGAAAUUAUUUAAUGAAGCCCAAAGAUAAGUUACCUCACUUAGAUCAAACAGGCGUCGUUUACUCCAUCCCUUGCCAGGAUUGUGAUGUUAAAUAUAUUGGUGAAACGGGUCGUGCAUUAGGAACAAGAAUAAAAGAACAUCAUGCAAGUGUAAAGAAUGGGAAGGUGGAAAACUCAGCUUUGGCAGAACAUGUAGUUGACAAUGAUCAUCGCAUUGUGUGGGAUGAUACCAAGGUCGUAUGUAAGGAAAGUCGGUGGUCGCAUAGAAAAUGGAAGGAAGCCUGGAUUAUGGAAAAUGAGAAGAGUGCCAUUGCCAAUAGAGACAAUGGCAGAACAUUGCCGGAAGUUUUUAGAACGCUAAUUGAUAAAGACUAAAUAAUGCUUUGUUGACGCUAUAAUACGCUAUUAUGACUCUUUUAUCCAGUGUCUUAUUAUGGCUCUUUUGUUGACUCUAUAUUACGCUUAUAUGACUCUAUUAUGACUCUUUUGUCUUUUAGUCUAAUUAUUCAAAAAACCUAGUAUUUUAGUUAGGUCAUUGACAUGUAAAUAGUAUUUAAGCGACUGAUCAUUUUUGCCAUUUUAAUCCUGACGAUGGACGCUUAGUCCGAAAGCUUGAUUUAUAUUUUACGUUUUUUAAACUGUAAAUAAAGAUUUUUACCAGUGCAACAUACUACCACUACAAUGAAACUUCCUGGUAACAUAACCACACUAAAAUAUUCAAAGUGUCUAUACAGCCGGCUAUUUAGUAAACUGUCACUUGUCAAUCCAUACUCAUCGAAUUUUCAAAACUUUAUUGUGAUCAUAUGAAGCAAAAGUUCUGUCACUUGUUGUUUACACUUGCCAAUGUUAACUGUUGAGUAACAUACAAACUAUUCGAGGAACAUGCAUUACUGUAGCAAAGAGUCAAUCAUAUAUCGAAGACCAUGCACUGAAUAGUAGAGAAUGUUUUGAAGGUCAUGAGUGAAGUAUAUAAUUCAAUUCCAACCAUGUGCACAGUUAAUGAUAUACCACACUGUUUUAACUCAGCAUAUCCACACAAAAACAAUUUGUGUUGUGGGAAAAUAUCUGUUUGAGUAGAAGGUAUCACAAGUUUAGUUUUGUACAUUGUGUGCCAUUGAUCUGAUCCAUCCAUAUAAUAUAUGAUUAUUGUAGCUGUUAAGUUAUUUUCCAUACUGAUGAAUUUAGGUAAGAUUGUCUUGCAAGUGGGUUGUUCUGACAAAAUUAUCCAGCCAAUAUCCAGUAGAUCAGUACAUGUAUUCAUUAUUCUUGUAUUAAUCUCUAAACAAAAACAUUUAUAUAAGAAAGCAAAAUGACAAUGUAAUGAGAGGGAGGGUGGGGAUUCUUUUAUUAGCAGUUGAAAAUGGUUGUAACAAUUUUGUUUAAUUAACUCUAUUGUGUAAAGCCAAAAUGUAUAAGUAUAAUUUUAACUGAUGACAUCUUUACCUUUGCUCUAAUACUACAUUUGAUGACAACUUAGUUGGACUGUUGUACGUUUGAACAGAGGUACAGAAAUACAGGACCAGGAUUUAAUUCAAUAUCUCCUGAGAACAUUAGUUUCUUGUGAUAUUUUUAAUUGGCAAUAUAAUGCCUGCAGCCAGAGUUUUGACUGUUUAAAGUAUUUAUACACAAUGAUUGUUUUUAUACUGUAUAAAUGUAUAUAAUAAAAUAUGUGGUAUUUGGCUACUUACCAGAUAAGGAUAAGUUUCCAUGUUGAUAGAUAACAUUGGAAUAAUAUCACAAGUAGAAUGGUGAAAACAAGACAGCCAAUUCAAGAUAAAAUCAAGAUGUUUUGAAGCCAAAAUAUGGCAAAGAAUAACACGAGUACAUUACACGAGGCCAAACUACGCCCGUUCGCAGGUUAGGUGCGAGCACGAUGUAAACAAUUGAUGUAAGCUAAUAGCUGAUUGGCUUAAUUAUAUAAGCUCGUCGCUGAAUGACUAUGGGUAAUGUUAAUACUAAUCUGCUUCGCAGAGACAAAAAUAAAGAUAUACACCGGCACUGUAUUGAUAUAUGUUCAUACCUGCAAGUUUUUUUCAUUAUAAAAGUGUAUUUUCGCAAUUUAGAUGGGGUGGGUGGGUCAUGAAAUAAAUUUGGUAAGAUUGGAUGGGCUUUGAAAUUUUUAUCUACAUCCUAAGAUGGGUCACCAAACUUAUUGGCAAAAUUUGUGAUUUACCUCCAGCCCACCCUAGCAGUUACUUUAUGACCAGUCCCCAAGCAAAUUAGGAAAAGUUAAGCCAACCUCCGUCGCAGGGACUUUCCAUCGGCUGGGAAAGACCCUGCUAUCGGCUGGUCACGUGUCUCCCAGAAUCUGGGAGAUAACAAAAUAAUUUAAUUAGGGUGGGUAACUAAGUACGUUUUGUCAUUGAGCAAGGAGUGAGCGAAGAAAUAACGCAGAAAUCAUGCAGGAAAUAUUUACAAAAUUGUAUAUUUUAUUUUGUCAUGAAUACUAUCAAUGUUACACAAUAAUGAAUAUCAAAUUUCAUUGUGCGCAGAAUGUCGGUGAGCAAAGAUAGAUCAGAUUUCAAUAGACAAAUUUGCCGAUACAGCUCGUCGAAGAGAUCAACACGUCGCAAACGUUACAAGAAAAUAUAUUUCUACACCGGUACCGAGGGAUGUGGCUGUUAUUUAGCUGUUGAUGUGACAUCUAUCCUAAAGGAUUUAUUUAAUACUGAGAUGUGUAACGAAAUAUAGAGAUCUUUUGAUUUCUGAAAUAUUGCAAACAAUGUUGCUUGUAAACAAUGCUACUCGGACUGCUGAAACUUCAGAACCAUCCUCAGAGAUACGAAAAACCCGAAUCUGUUGAAACUUGAUGCUCAAGAAAUAUGUCGAAGUAUACCUAAAAUAAUCCGACAAUAGCCUACUCAAAGAUAAGUCAAAGACUCGUUUGUGCGUGUAUGUUUAUACAAAUACAAAUACGAAUACUGUUAUGUUUGACAUUUUAUAGGACAUUUAG